AUGGCUGAGCAGACAAGAGAGCUAGCAUCCAGUAUCCUAUGGCCCUGGAGCCUCAAGAAUGCAGAUAGACUGUCAAGUCUUCCACCACAUAUUUGA
Messenger RNA from Parastagonospora nodorum SN15, 96 nucleotides. RefSeq lists its product as hypothetical. The transcript is spliced from 2 exons. NCBI's taxonomy places the organism in Eukaryota, Fungi, Ascomycota, Dothideomycetes, Pleosporales, Phaeosphaeriaceae. The coding region runs from base 1 to 96 and encodes 31 amino acids. The record is from RefSeq and is a predicted model, not a curated record.